This is a messenger RNA of Osmia lignaria (orchard mason bee), 2346 nucleotides long. It is a transcript of the gene crn, whose product is annotated as pre-mRNA splicing factor crn. Gene Ontology annotation, molecular function: protein binding. NCBI's taxonomy places the organism in Eukaryota, Metazoa, Arthropoda, Insecta, Hymenoptera, Megachilidae. Gene Ontology annotation, cellular component: precatalytic spliceosome; post-mRNA release spliceosomal complex; Prp19 complex. The record is from RefSeq and is a predicted model, not a curated record. Gene Ontology annotation, biological process: mRNA splicing, via spliceosome; spliceosomal complex assembly.
UGCUACUCAAUAAUCCUAUGACUUUUUAUUUUUAGAUAAUCAUUGAUAAUAUCUAUUUACAGAAAUGUUCAAAUUGUAAGAGGAUACAUGAACUCUUUUAUAUUUGUCUAAUAAUUCUACAAAAAGUAUUGGAAACAUAAUUCAUUUGAAUUAUUUAUUUUAUUAUCACGUUGUAUUGUGCAUUUGAGAAGUUAACAUUCACUCAUUCACCAUGGAAAAAUCACAGAAAAUGCCAAAAGUUGCAAAGGUCAAGAAUAAAGCACCUGCAGAAAUACAAAUAACAGCAGAACAGCUUUUGCGGGAAGCUAAAGAAAGAGAUUUGGAAAUUUUACCACCGCCUCCAAAACAAAAAAUCUCUGAUCCACAUGAGCUGGCUGAUUAUCAACACAGAAAGCGUAAAGCGUUUGAAGAUAAUAUUCGUAAAAAUCGUAUGGUCAUUUCAAAUUGGAUUAAAUAUGCUCAGUGGGAAGAAAGUCAGAAACAAAUACAGAGAGCACGGUCGAUAUACGAACGUGCAUUAGAUGUUGAUCAUAGAAAUAUUACAUUAUGGCUUAAAUAUACUGAAAUGGAAAUGCGUAACCGUCAAGUAAAUCAUGCCAGAAAUUUAUGGGAUCGAGCUGUUACUAUAUUACCUAGAGCAAAUCAGUUCUGGUACAAAUAUACUUAUAUGGAGGAAAUGUUGGAAAACAUUGCCGGAGCCCGUCAGGUUUUUGAAAGAUGGAUGGAAUGGGAACCGGACGAACAAGCUUGGCAGACCUAUAUUAAAUUUGAAUUAAGAUAUAAAGAAAUACAAAGAGCAAGACAAAUUUAUGAACGAUUUGUGAUAGUUCAUCCUGACGUUAAACAUUGGAUUAAGUACGCACGGUUCGAAGAAUCCCAUGGUUUUAUAAAUGGAGCUCGUAACGUUUAUGAACGCGCUAUUAAUUUUUACGGUGACGAACACUUGGAUGAAAAAUUAUUUAUUGCAUUUGCAAAGUUUGAAGAAGGACAAAGAGAACAUGAUCGAGCCAGAGUAAUUUACAAAUAUGCAUUAGAUCAUAUCCCAAAAGAGAAAACACAAGAAAUUUAUAAAGCAUAUACCAUACAUGAGAAAAAAUACGGAGAUCGUUCAGGUAUCGAAGAUGUAAUUGUGAGCAAAAGAAAAUAUCAAUACGAACAAGAAGUGAAAGAAAAUCCUUCUAAUUAUGACGCUUGGUUUGACUAUUUAAGAUUAGUAGAAUCAGAAGGAAAUGUAGAUAUAAUUAGAGAAACUUACGAACGCGCAAUAGCUAAUGUACCACCAACUAAAGAGAAACAAUUUUGGAGGAGAUAUAUUUAUCUUUGGAUAAAUUAUGCUCUUUUCGAAGAACUUGAUACCCAAGAUAUAGAACGUUGUCGACAAGUUUACAGGGCAUGCUUAGAACUGAUCCCGCACAAACAUUUUACUUUCUCAAAGAUUUGGUUACUCUAUGCGUAUUUCGAAAUAAGGCAAAAGAAUUUAACAGCGGCUAGAAAAACAUUGGGAAUGGCAUUAGGUAUUUGUCCUCGAGAUAAAUUAUACCGUGGAUAUAUCGAUUUAGAAAUACAGUUAAGAGAAUUUGAUAGAUGUAGAAUCUUGUAUGAAAAAUUUCUCGAAUUUGGUCCAGAAAAUUGUACUACAUGGAUGAAAUUUGCAGAAUUAGAAACACUUUUAGGCGAUGUAGAACGUGCACGAGCUAUUUACGAAUUAGCUAUAUCUCAACCAAGAUUAGACAUGCCCGAACUUUUAUGGAAAUCAUAUAUUGAUUUUGAAAUAUCGCAAGACGAAACCGAAAAUGCGAGACAGUUAUUUGAGAGAUUAUUAGAACGUACGCUUCACGUUAAAGUUUGGAUUGCGUAUGCCAAAUUUGAAUUGGCAAAUACAGCAUCAGAGGAUGGCGUUGACAAUGUUGCUUUAGCAAGAAGAAUCUUUGAACGCGGAAAUGAUGCGCUUAGAUCAAGCGGUGACAAAGAAAGCAGAGCAUUGCUUCUAGAGGCAUGGAGAGACUUUGAAAAUGAAAAAGGAGAUGACGAAACUCGGGCUAAAAUUAUUGAGAAAAUGCCUCGAAGAAUUAAACGCAGGAGACGUAUUGUAGGAGAAGACGGGAGCGACGAUGGUUGGGAAGAAGUGUUUGAUUUCGUUUUCCCAGAAGAUGAAUCUCAAAGGCCAAAUCUGAAAUUUUUGGCAUCCGCUAAGGCUUGGAUGAAACAAAAAGAAAUGAGUAGCAAAAAUGAAAUUAAUCAAAACAAUACUUCUCACUCGGAAUCGAAUAGUUGAAAGAUUACUUUUUAAUUGUAAGAACGACUGAAUGUAUGUGUUCUUGUAAAUAAAUUAAUAUUUGACUUUUA